Triticum urartu is the source of this 554-nucleotide messenger RNA. Its product is annotated as E3 ubiquitin-protein ligase RHA2A. Gene Ontology annotation, molecular function: ubiquitin protein ligase activity. Gene Ontology annotation, biological process: ubiquitin-dependent protein catabolic process; protein ubiquitination. Gene Ontology annotation, cellular component: plant-type vacuole. The record is from RefSeq and is a predicted model, not a curated record. NCBI's taxonomy places the organism in Eukaryota, Viridiplantae, Streptophyta, Magnoliopsida, Poales, Poaceae.
AUGCCCUCCUCUACCCAACACCACACCAGCUCGAUCGAUCUCACUCUGGCAUCAUGAGCUACCUCCUCUCCUACAUCUCCAAGAUGCUCUGCAUCAAGACGCCGUCGUCGGAGGAGGCGGCGAAGCAUCCGGCGGCCGGCGAGGAGUGCUGCGUCUGCCUCUCGAGGAUCCGCGCCGGCGAGGCCACCAGGCGGCUCCCGUGCGAGCACGCCUUCCACCGGGACUGCGUCGACCGGUGGCUCGCGCUCUGCAAGCGGACGUGCCCGCUCUGCCGGGUGUACGUCGCCGACGGCAACGGCAGGCAAGCCGCGGCCAAGCACGCCGGCGAGGGCGCCCUGGCCGACGACCUCGUCAUCUGGUUCUCCACCAUGCUCGUCCCAGGGUUCUGAGACAGAUCGACGACGAUGUUUCUUUUCGCUCUUCGCUCCUCGUGUUUUCUCAUGACACAUGUAGCUAGGGUUCUAGGUAGCAAACGUUCUUGCAAGUUUUGUAUUUGAGGUUUAUCCCUCUACGAAUGUGGGUGUAAAUAAGAAGCACGAUCGACCUUCUACUAA